Molecule: messenger RNA, 4362 nt
Organism: Ramularia collo-cygni
Lineage: Eukaryota; Fungi; Ascomycota; Dothideomycetes; Mycosphaerellales; Mycosphaerellaceae
Product: related to multidrug resistance protein
Exons: 9
Coding region: 1-4362 (1453 amino acids)
Biological process (GO): transmembrane transport
Cellular component (GO): membrane
Molecular function (GO): ATP hydrolysis activity; ATP binding; ABC-type transporter activity
Source: RefSeq, a predicted model, not a curated record
AUGCCUUGUACGCCAGUCGUCGAGGAUAAAUUCGGGCCCAUUGUGUCCGACGCUUGCUUGAAUGGCUUCGACUUCACCUUACUUUUCGAGGAGAAAAUCCUGACAUUUCUUCCACUACUGGUGGCUAGUCUAUGGGCGAUCCUUCGCAUAGUCGUGCUUCGCCACAAAGCCGCCAUAGUGUUCCCAUCAUUCCUCCUCCCAACUAAACUGCUUUGCUAUGCCACAUAUGAAGGUCUUCAGAUCGCGCUCCUAGCACUAUGGGCUCCUAAUGGCGUACCGCGAACACGAUUCACCCUGGUAUGCAUCUCAUUCAGCAUAGUGAUCCAUGCCUUCUUGCCAGUAGUAUCCUACCUUGAGCACACACGUUCCGUGCGGCCAUCCACCAUGCUCGUUCUCCAUCUUGGUAUCACUUCCAUCCUGGAUCUGGCCCGGACAAGGACCCUGUUCUUCACAUCGCAAGGUGAGACGAUUGCUAGAGUCAAUCUGACAAGUCUGUUGGUUAAACUACUCAUUCUGGGCUUCGAGUUGGUUGAGAAGCGAGGGAUGUUAAGACCCGAAUCCAAGACUGCCUCGUUGGAAGCUACGAGCAGUACUCUGAGCCGUGCCUUGUUCCUCUGGUUGAAUGCGGUCUUCAUCAAAGGCUUCCGCAGCUUGUUAACAAUUAAUACCCUGCUCCCACUCGACGAUGAGAUCCUCGCAGCUUCCGAACCAUCAGCCAUCACAACAAAGUGGAACAAUCUUCGCCAACAAAAAGAAGAAACCCCAAACGAUGACGACCUUUUAUGGGUAUUUGCACAGCAUUUCAAAUGGGCGGCACUCGCAGGCGUAUUCCCUCGACUAGCCUACGCUGGAUUUGCAUUCGCCCAGCCAUACCUCGUACAAAGCGUACUAGACUUCACCGCGGCGUCUCAAGGUCUAGAAAGCAACACUACCACCGCCUACGCGUUGAUAGGAGCAUACGCCAUUGUUUAUAUUGGGAUUUCAUUAUCAUACUCCGUCUAUCAGCACAAGACCUACCGAUUACUCACCAUGGUUCGCGGGUCACUGGUCUCCAUGAUAUUCGACAAGACGCUCCGCGCCGAGACUUCCACCUACAACAAUGCAGAAGCAGUGACUCUUAUGAGCGCGGAUAUAGAUCGUAUCACGGGUAGCAUGCACAUCAUCCACGAUUUAUACGCCAGUGUGAUUGAAGCCGGCAUAGCACUUUGGUUCCUCUAUGACUUUCUCGGGAUUGCAAUGGUGCCUCCUUUGGCAUGGAUGGGCAUUUGUGUUGCAAUCGGCAUUCCCAUUGCAAAGGCAUCCGGGAACGCACAAAUCCCCUGGCUGGAAGCGAUAGAGGAUCGUCUGGCGUCUACUGCCAAAGCUUUGAGCGCGAUGAAGGCAAUCAAAAUGACGGGAUUGAUGGAGCAUGUUCACUCGCUCAUUGCUGCAUCAAGGAUUACUGAAAUCCGAGCUUCAAGGCGUCAUCGAGUGUUGAACAUUUUCGUCUUUGUAUCUUCCUUUGCUUCUCUAGCCAUGGCUCCAGUUCUAGGAUUUCUGACGUACAUAUUGCUAGCCAAGUCUAGUGAUCCUCAACGAACACUAACAGCAGGCGUUGCGUUUGGCGCCUUGAGUCUCUUUGAGUUACUACAGCAACCUGUCCAAUAUGCCGUGGACGGCAUGGAAGAUUUCCAGACGCUGGUCAAUUCUUUCCGACGUAUCCAGGAGUAUCUCGUAUCUCGGGAUCGAGAGGACUACAGAACACUUCUUCCAGAGAGAUAUACGCCGCCGCACCCUGAAAAGGCCAAGUUGGAUAUGGUCGAAUCUAUGAACGCUUUCGACGCCGAAGAUAUCACAGCAUGCUAUGAAAACGAAGGCAAAACCAUCCUAAAAGACUUGACAUUUCGCAUCCCACGAGGCCAGACAACAAUCAUCCACGGAAAUAUCGGUUGCGGCAAAACCACACUGCUCAAACUUCUCCUCGGAGAGAUGCCUAUCUUCUCAGGUUCCCUCAAGACAACCGACUCAAGAAUAGCCUACUGCUCGCAAAAGGCAUGGUGUAGCUGGGGCACCAUCCGCAGCAACAUCAUCGGCAAGUCCAUCUGGGACGAGAACUGGUAUCAACAAGUCCUCUCCGCCUGUGCUUUAUCCCACGAUCUCGCACAAUUACCCGAAGGCGAGCAGACGUUGAUUGGCAAUAGAGGUUCCCGUCUGAGUGGAGGACAACAAUCACGCAUCGCACUUGCUCGGGCGAUUUAUUCCCGACGACCAGUCAUGCUAUUGGAUGGAGUACUCGAAGGUCUGGAUCGAGCUACGGAACAGCACAUUAUAGAAACUGUAUUUGGUACGGCGGGGAUACUUACUAGAAUGAACGCCACGGUCGUGCUGGCUACAACUUCUACCGAUCACUUGAAAUUAGGAGAUCAUAUCAUACCCCUGAGUACCGACGGGGGUAUCCUAAAGCAAGACGCACAAAUAACCGUCAAAUCUAGCAAUAGUCUCGACACGAUAUCGGAGGAGGAGGAGAAGGAUACACCACACGUCGAAACUCUACCCGGUCCUACUACUACAACCCACGAGAAAUUUUCAGAUUCUGCCGACGACGACGACGACGAACAACAACUCCAUCGUCUCCUGGAUGACUUUGAAAAGGAUGGAAAUGCUCGAAAGACGGGCGACUGGCAAGUCUACCUCUACUACGCCCGUAUAGCAGGAUGGCCAUUGAUAACGCUAUAUUUACUCGCGUGUGCCGUUUUGGUUUUCGGCCUCACAUUCCCCUCGCUAUGGCUACAAUGGUGGACGAAUGCCAAUGCCAAACAUCCGAAUGAGCGUAUUCCUUAUUGGAUUGGUGUUUUUGCCGGGUUGGGGUUCUUGACGCUCGUUGGAUGUGCAAUCGCAGACUCGGUAUUCAACUUACUCUUACUGCCGAAAACGUCAAAGAGAUUCCACGAGCUAUUGCUAGAUACCACGAUGCACGCAUCAACCAAUUUCCUCACCUCCACGGACGCAGGAACGACAUUGAAUCGAUUCAGUCAAGACUUGGAGUUAAUCGACAACGAUCUCCCCCAAGCCAUCAACCAGGCAAUCUUCCAAUUCAUGUCAACAAUCGUCACCGCAGCACUAGUAUUUUCCGGUUCCGGAUACAUAGCAGCCGCGAUACCCGUCCUCAUCGUGGUGAUAAUCUUGAUAUCCCUCUUUUACCUACGAACAUCCCGCCAAAUGCGCCUCCUCGACAUCGAAGCAAAAGCCCCUCUCUUCUCGCACUUCCUCGAAACGAUCCACGGUAUUGAAUCCAUUCGGGCAUAUGGCUGGACAGCAGAAUACGCGGAACGGAAUUUAAAAGCACUCAAUAACUCCCAGCGACCUUAUUAUCUCUUAUUCUGCCUGCAGCGAUGGUUGACUCUGGUCCUGGAUCUUCUCAACGCGGGAGUAGCCAUUACUCUCGUGGCAAUCGCCACCAAUAUCCACAAUGGAUCCACCGAGUUUCUCGGCGUGGCGCUCUUCAAUAUCGUCAUCUUCUCCUCUACCGUGCAGAGUCUAGUGACUGAAUGGACGCAAGUAGAAGCAGCUCUUGGAGCGAUCAAUCGGAUUCGCGCGUAUGAGCAAAACGUCCAGAAUGAGAAUCUUCCCGGGGAGAAGGGCAGUUUAUCAAACGAGUGGCCAACGCAAGGCAGGAUAGUGUUUGAGAAUGUGCAGGCUUCGUACGACUCCCUAACCAACCCCAUCCUGCGAAAUAUCAACCUUGUCAUUGAUUCCGGGAUGAAAGUGGCCAUUUGCGGUCGUACAGGGAGCGGCAAAUCAUCUCUAACAGGCACACUUCUCCGAACGGUGGAUAUCGACCACGGGAGAAUUUCCAUUGAUAAUGUAGACAUCACCACAAUACCGCGGGAAGAAGUGCGAAGGAGAUUGAAUACUCUCCCUCAAGAACCUUUCUUUCUCAGGGGCACUGUACGUGAGAAUUUGGAUCCCUAUCAUUCAGUCAGUGAGGAGCGUUUGAUACACAUUUUACAGAAACUCCAUCUCUGGGAGAAAGCGAUUGAUGAGAAUGGGGGCUUGGACGCCGACAYGGAAGAUGUUCCACUCUCGCAUGGACAACGCCAGUUAUUCUGUCUUGGACGCUGUUUAGUCAAGGGUGGGAACUUGGUGAUUUUGGACGAGGUGACGAGUGGCGUGGAUAGUACGACUGCCAGUUUAAUGCAGGGGGUGAUUCGGGAGGAAUUCGUCGGUCGAACGAUUGUUGCUGUGGCGCAURAAUUGCAUGAAGUCCUCGACUUUGAUCGAGUGGUUGUUUUGAAUCGGGGGCAGAUUGUUGAGGUGGGAUGUCCGAGGGGGUUGUUGAGGGAGACUGGGUCGGCGUUUCAUGCUUUGUACGAGGCAAAGUAG